UGACUGAGGAUGGUCAAGUAGACUCGCCUCGCAACAUGGCAGUAACGUGCUUUCAGUUGACAGCAGUAAACAAUCCACAAUAGCAUGAAGAAAACGAAUCGCCUCGAGUCUGUCUUCAGGAAUAAUCUGCUGAUUGAAGCGUCGGUAUAAUCUAUUGCAGUUUACAGGUCCAUGUGCAUUUAAAAUCAUGGUCUGGAUGUACUGAUGGAUAGGGGCACUUGGUUUCACACAAAAGACAAAGUUAUUUCGAGUCGUUUUGACCUGUGAUCAGCUGAACAGUGAUGUUAUUUAAGUGACAUAGCUGCUAUUUCUCUGCAAACAUAAAUUCGGAUCAGUCUGACGUCUCUACAUCGGAACUAAUAAGCUUCGCUGUCAGAGAUGGACGACAUCGGGAACACCAUGCAGAAGAAAGCUGCUGAGCUGGAGCGCAUGGCCGAAGUCCUCGUUACAGGAGAGCAGUUACGGCUACGGCUCCAUGAGGCUAAGUUGAUCAAAGACAGGAGGCAUCAUCUCCGCACCUACCCAAACUGCUUCGUGGCCAAGGAGAUCAUUGAUUGGCUAAUUGAGCACAAAGAAGCAUCUGACAGAGAUACUGCCAUCAAGAUCAUGCAGAAACUUCUUGACCAGAGCAUCCUUCACCAUGUUUGUGAUGAGCACAAGGAGUUCAAAGAUAUGAAGCUGUUCUACCGUUUCAGGAAGGACGACGGAACUUUUCCAUUGGACAGCGGAGCCAAAGUUUUUAUGAGAGGCCAACGGAUAUAUGAGAAGUUGAUGAACACUGAAAACACACUGCUGCAGACACGUGAAGAGGAGGGUGUGACGUAUGAGCGGACGCUGGUGGCCGUAGAGUUUAUAGACUGGCUUCUACAGGAAGGGGAAAUGCCCUCCAGAGAGGAGGCCGAGCAUUUGGGACGCAGACUGCUGGAGCAUGGCAUCAUUCAGCAUGUUUCUAACAAGCACCAUUUCGUGGAUGGCGGACUGCUUUACCAGUUCAGGAUGAAUUUCCGGCGGCGUCGGCGACUGAUAGAGCUUUUGAUCGAGCGUUGUCGCAGCAUACCGGAUAACCACGACAGCCCUUUCUGUCUGCGCAAACAGGGCUCUGAGGGGGGAAACACCAGCUUCCUUUCAGUAAGUCCCACUAAAGAGAUAAAGUUGGUGUCAGCGAUACGGCGGAGCAGUAUGAGCAGUAGUUGUGGCAGCAAUGGCUACUAUAGCAGUAGCCCCACUCUCAGCAGCAGCCCCCCUGUGCUCUGCAACCCAAAGUCUGUGCUGAAGAGACAAGUGAGCCCAGAGGAACUUCAGGCUCCUGGUGGAGUUUACAUAAAGAAGGCAUUCACAAUUGUGGGAGAUGCAGUGGGCUGGGGAUUCGUGGUGAGAGGAAGUAAACCCUGCUACAUCCAGGCAGUGGACCCCGGCGGACCCGCUGCAGCUGUGGGAAUGAGGGUGUGUCAGUUUGUGGUGGCGGUUAAUGGACUGAAUGUGCUGAAUCUGGACUACAGGACUGUCAGCAACCUUGUCCUCACUGGCCCCAAAACAGUGUUCAUGGAGGUCAUGGAGGAAGCAGAAUACUGAAGACCAGCUCACAACAGCUCUUAAGUGUUUCUGUUCUUCUCUAUCUCUUUUUUUCUUUGCUGGACUUUCUUCAGUGGGUCAGUGUUCUGUUCAGUGGAAUGUUCAGAGAAGUGAACUCUUGAUUCCGUUCAUCAUUUCGAUUCAAACCAUUAGCAUGACACUAAUCCAUGCUUUGAAAUCCGUGCCUCCCAUUGGCUCCUCAUUGACUGUUACGGGUCCAUAUCAGUUAAGACUGUAACUGGACAGAUUAUAUGGGAAAAGCAGCUGCCAAAUAUCAUUUUUAACUGAACUGAAGAAUUUAAAACACUCUUGUUAGGUUUGCAGAAACAGUGCCAAACUAAUAUAUGUGAGCCAUUCAGGUGAGUGCACAAUUCAGGGCUCUUUUAUGACUGUUUCAUCAUUUCACGUUUAAGCUGUGAGAUUUGGAGAGUAAAGGAAUACCACAUUGUAUCAGGUAUUUUUUGACUUUGGUUAAUUAAUGGCAUCACUUUGUG
Messenger RNA from Carassius carassius (crucian carp), 2066 nucleotides. RefSeq names its product DEP domain-containing mTOR-interacting protein-like. The transcript has 10 exons. The record is from RefSeq and is a predicted model, not a curated record. Gene Ontology annotation, molecular function: protein binding. The coding region runs from base 379 to 1572 and encodes 397 amino acids. NCBI's taxonomy places the organism in Eukaryota, Metazoa, Chordata, Actinopteri, Cypriniformes, Cyprinidae. Gene Ontology annotation, biological process: negative regulation of TOR signaling; intracellular signal transduction.